AUGGCAGCAGAAAUGGAUAAGAAACACGAUCCGAUCUUGGAGUCUGUGGAACCGGCUAUCGAGACCAACAUCGAGAAAGGAGAUGUCUCGAGCGAUCUUGAUCUCCUGGCCCAAUUGGGCUAUAAGCAAGAACUGAGACGUCACUAUUCGACGACUCAGGUUUUUGCUAUCGCUUUCAGCAUCAUGGCCCUGUUGCCAUCGAUUGCCUCAACUCUAGCGUUUUCCAUGCCAGCUGGACCUGUGGGGAUGGUUUGGGUAAGCAUUCACCCCCUCUUUUUGGCCAUUCUUUGUUCUCGGAUCAUUGCUAAUUCUGGUUGGCUAGCUGCGAGCUUCUUCAUCAUGCUUGUCGGUCUUGCUAUGGCCGAUUUGGCUUCAGCAAUGCCGACAGCCGGAGGUCUAUAUUUCUGGACACACUAUUUCGCAAGUGAUAAAUGGCGCAAUCCGUUGAGUUUCGUCGUCGGAUACAGCAAUACCCUCGGUUUGGUGGGCGGUUUAUGUUCAAUCGACUAUGGGUUUGCUCUAAUGCUGCUCUCGCUCGUCUCAAUUGCAAGAGAUGGUGAAUGGUCAGCCUCUCGCCCAGUUAUUUAUGCGACUUACCUCGGAACCGUUGUCAUACAUGGUGUUAUGGCCACAUUCAUGGGUCGUGUCAUGAAUCACAUCCAGACAAUCUGUAUCGUCCUCAACGUCGGUCUGGUGGUGGCAACUGUAAUUGCUCUUCCGUUGGGCAACGUACACAAUGGACUCCCCAUCAACUCCGGCGCAUAUGUGUUCGGCGACGUGGAGAAUCUUACAACAUGGUCUAGUGGGUGGGCAUUCAUGCUCGCCUGGCUGUCGCCCAUCUGGACUAUCGGCGCAUUCGACUCGUGCGUGCACAUGAGUGAAGAGGCAACGCACGCAGCCCGAGCUGUCCCGCUUGGAAUCAUUCUCUCCAUCGGGCUUUGCGGUAUCUUGGGAUUUUUGUCGUUGGCUGUCAUGGCUGCUUGCAUGGACCAGAAUAUCAGCAAUGUGCUUGGCUCUGCCUUUGGACAACCCAUGGCUCAGAUUUACUAUGACUCUCUAGGAAAAUCGGGCGCGUUUGGUUUUAUGGCCGUUGUUGCGAUUGUUCAGUUCUUUAUGGGCUUGAGUAUUUUGGUUGCCGCAUCUCGUCAAACCUGGGCAUUUUCCCGAGAUGGUGCUCUCCCCUUCUCCAGCUUCUUCAGACACGUCAGCAAACGCAUCCAAUACCAACCCGUCCGAACAGUCUGGGGUGUCGCGAUCAUCUCCAUCAUCAUCGGACUGCUCACUCUGAUCAACGCCGCCGCAUCGAACGCCCUCUUCUCCCUUGCCGUUGCCGGUAACGACGUUGCUUGGGGCGUACCCAUUCUGUGCCGUCUGAUCUGGGGUGAUAAGACGGGUAAAUUCCGUCCUGGCGAGUUCUAUACUGGAGUGUUCAGUAAACCGAUUGCUUACUCGGCGGUUGCGUAUCUUAUUUUUGCCAUUGUGCUAUGCAUGUUUCCGACGGGGGGACCGGAUCCGACUGCGGACGAGAUGAAUUACACUAUUGCGAUCAAUGGUGCUAUCUGGAUCGGCGCAGCACUGUAUUAUUUCCUAUUCGCCAGAAAGUGGUACACGGGACCAAAGUCAACCGUUGCUUAG
Molecule: messenger RNA, 1635 nt
Organism: Talaromyces marneffei
Lineage: Eukaryota; Fungi; Ascomycota; Eurotiomycetes; Eurotiales; Trichocomaceae
Exons: 8
Coding region: 1-1635 (544 amino acids)
Biological process (GO): transmembrane transport
Cellular component (GO): membrane
Molecular function (GO): transmembrane transporter activity
Source: RefSeq, a predicted model, not a curated record